CGGCUGAAUCGUGACGCACAAACGCGGUGUUGCCUCAGUCCUCAGUUCAACUCCAUUCACCGUUGAAUUAAGACCUGCCCGUUGUUACUCAGUUAUUAUUUCGACUAAAAUAAUAUAUAUACUAUCUAAUAACUGUUAUCACUAUUUAAUAAUUUAUUAAAUUGAUAUUAUUAAUUCCAGUGAUUAUAAAAUAAAUUUAUGAGAAAAAAAAAAAAUUAAUUAUAUAUAUUGUUUUAUAAAAAUCAUAUAAUUUUGAAAAGUGAAUUGUCAAAUGGAAUUUAUUCAUGUGAAGUGAUUAAUUAUUUAAGAUUUUAAUUUGCAAUGUACAUAAGGUCAUAAAUCAAAUAUUUUAAACGCACUGAUUAAAGUUUCCAUACAAUGAAUAGUGCAACGUACACUUCUUCCUGUCCGACAUUGCAGUCAAAUCUGUCCCUUCACAGUUCGUCUUACUACAGCGAGUACGGUAACACAACACAACGAAGACGAUUGUCAUCAACAGGUGAAGCAGACACAUCAGCCACGUCAAGUUACGAGGGAAGUGAAGGCAGUUCGGAGAAUAACGAUGAAAAUCGGCUGGAACCAGUCACACAGCUUGAACGAGAACAACUUGAAACUUUCUUCCGUGGAUUAAAAUCACAGGUAUUUGUUUGUGAAUCUCUCGCAAAUUUAUAUCUUGGAAGCGCAACUCAAAGUGAGCGAUGGGAUCUACGGUUUACUGGUAUUCCAGUAGUGGUUUUAGAUCUGGGUGAAACACGAUCUCGUUCUAAACGACGUAUACAAAUUUUACUCGCUGAAAGAGGUACUUGUUUCACUUUAUGGCGUGAAACUAUCGACAAUUUAUCGUCUUACAAGGUAUCUGGACCAGCUUUCCAUACCAUGUGUUUAUCAUCCGAUCACACACGCUUAGCGGGAUUAAGUUACGACAAUUCAAAAGCUGCGAAUGAUCUUUGGCAGCACAUCGAACGUCUUGUUUCUUGUCCAGAAAAUAUAAGUCUUUCAGUGCCCGGCAAAAAGAAAAAGAAACAGCCACCGGCUAAAAAAUUUGUUUUACCAGCUAAAAGUAACAUCAGUCAGCCUUGUCAGUUUCAACAUAUAACGAGUGUCGACGCCACUGAUCGAUCGCGAUAUUUUUCGCUGCAAACUCUUGUUCCAGCAUUAAAUCAUCUUAAACAUUCUAUUGAACCGACUAUUUAAGUUAUUGAUUAAUUUAUUAUUAAUUAUUAAUUAUUAAUUAUGAAUUACUCACAAGCCCAGAGAUUUAAUUAUGAAUUUGAAUUUCAAAUUUAAAUGAUAACUUUAAAGUUAAAAUUUAAAUAAAAAAACGUGCACAGCUUAUGAAAUAUUAACACGUAAUGUUAUGGUAACAAUUACUUGGAAUUAUGGGACAUAACGCAAAAUCUGGAAAAAGUUUCCAUGGCUAUGGGGACAAUUCCUAUAAAUAUAGUGAAAACUCUUAUAUCGUAUGGUAAUUGAAUUCUGGUAAUGAUUACCGAGGGAUGCCCAUGGGAAUUAACCCCAUAGAUCAUGGUUAUCGUUUCCGCAAUAUAAGUGAAAUAUUCCUAUAAUAUUAUGGUAAUCGUUACUAUACUGCAAUGGUAAAUAUUACCAUAUAUUAUGGCUAUGAUUCUCAUAAUAUACGGUAAUCAUUAUCAUACACUAUGGUAAUUAUUAGUAUGCAUUAUAAUUAUUACCAUACAUUAUAGUAACUAUUACUAUACAUUAUGGGCAUAAUUAUCAUAAUAUUGUGGUAACUAUUACCAUAAAACUGUGGUAACUAUAACCAUACAUUAUGAUAACUAUAACCAUACAAUAUGGUAACUAUUACUAUACUUUAUGGUAACUAUUACGAUCCAUUAUAGUAACUAUUACCAUACACCAUUGUAAUUAUUACUAUACAUUAUGGUAACUACUACCAGACAUUAUGGUAUCUCUUACUAUACACUAUGGGCAUAAUUACCAUAAUAUUGUAGUAAUUAAUAUCAUACAUUAUGGUAACUAUUAAUAUACAUUAUAGUAAAUAUUACCAUACACCAUGGUAACUAUUACUAUACAUUAUGGUAACUAUUGCCAUACAUUAUAGUAAUUAUUACCAUGCAUUAUGGUAAUUAUUACUCGGAUCGGUGCCAUUCCUAUAACCGACAUUAAAAAAAGCCUGUUAUCAUACAACAUGGUAAUCACUCCCAUAAUAUAUUGUAAUUGUUACCGUAAAUUUUUCUCCGUGUAAUUUUUUUACAAAUUUAUUCUAUAUGAAACUUGCAUUCAUUUUUUUGUACUCUUUUAUAUAAAUUUACUUUUGAAAUUCAUUUUAAAACAGAUAAAUUUAAAUAAUAUUCUUUGUAACGUAGUCUUCCAUAAAUUAUCGAGUUUUCAUUAUAAUAUUUGAAAUAAUACAAUAACAUAAUUAUUGUUAACAGCAGACUCAAUCAUACGAACUGAUUAUAUAAUAAAUUUUUUCUAUGUUUACAAUUUGAAUAUUUGAAAAUAAAUUAUUAAGUCUGGGUUUUAACGAAUUAAUAAUAAUAGUAAUUACGAUUAAAUAACAAGAAUUACAUUACAAAAACAUACAUAUAAAUAUAUAUAUUUUUUGUUUUGCGUAAUUACGGUGUUAUCUUACAAAUUACAAUUGUAGUGUAAUGCUGUGCUUUCAUGUGACAAAUGUUAGCAAUCUAGAUAUAUGUAGUAGUAUCUGUAAUUAAAAAUAAUAAUAAUGCACAACAUAAUGAGACUAUUCGGUAAUUAUACUCAAGUACUUCAUUUAUUUUUGGGUGUAAAAAAUCAAAAUAUUAAUAUUUUUGAAUUUUUUUUCUUUUACAGAUUAAUAAAAAAAAAAAAUUGGACUCAAAAAUUUGGUUUUUGAAUAUUUUCAUAAAAAUUUUUGAAAUUAUGAUUUUUAAAUUUUGUUUCUUUUUGUCACCAAUUAGAUAACGAAUGCAACUAUUCAGUGUUUCAUUUUUAAAACCACAAUUUUGAAUUUUUCAAAUUAUCAUUUUAUAAAAAAAAAAAAUUUUUGCUAUUUUCUAAUUUUGUAUUUCAAUGAUCUAGUAAUCAAAAUUUGAAAUUAUAAUGCAGUAAAAAUUGAUUUUUAGAAAAUAUUUAUAUUACACUGUAAAAAAAGCGGUGUUCAAAAUGGAUUUAAUUUAACACCGCAUGGUGUUAAAAUGAAAUAACAUUGGUGUAAAUGGUGUAAUUUGGCGGUGUUAACUCGGUGUAAAAAAUUUUAUCUAGAGAAAAUAAAAAUUUUUCAACACCAAAAAAUAUUUUAACACCGGUAAUGAAUAUUUACACUAGCGAGUGUUAUUUUAACACCACUUUCAGUGUUCAAAUUUAACACCACCGCCUGGACUUAGCCCUUUUUUUACAGUUUAACAAUUCAUAAAAAAAGUAUUUUAAAAAUUGAACACCAGGUAGAUAAUGAAUAAAAAAUUCGUUAUCUAAAUUGUAAUAUUUUCUACACCCAAAAAUAGUCAGAGCAGUAAAGUAUAAUUAUCAUAUUCAUAAUUAAAUAUGGUGCAAAAUAUGUAUGUUAUUAAAAUUUAACUCAUACAUUUAGCAAGCGAAUUGAUGAACGUAUCUGGGUCUCAUAUAUCUAUAUAUAUAUAUUGGCACACUUGUGCUGUUGAAUUGAAUUACAGCAGACUGAUGAUAUGUCUAUAUAUUAUUGUCUAUAAUUAAUUAAUUAAUUAAUAUUACAUCUCAUUAGUAAUUAUUGAAUAUCAUUAUCAUCAUGGUCAAUAAUAUUUAAUAUAAUUUAUUAACUUUUAAAAUAUUUAUG
Microplitis demolitor is the source of this 3772-nucleotide messenger RNA. RefSeq lists its product as uncharacterized. Gene Ontology annotation, molecular function: RNA polymerase II cis-regulatory region sequence-specific DNA binding; DNA-binding transcription factor activity, RNA polymerase II-specific. Gene Ontology annotation, cellular component: nucleus. NCBI's taxonomy places the organism in Eukaryota, Metazoa, Arthropoda, Insecta, Hymenoptera, Braconidae. The transcript is spliced from 4 exons. The record is from RefSeq and is a predicted model, not a curated record. Gene Ontology annotation, biological process: regulation of transcription by RNA polymerase II. The coding region runs from base 379 to 1194 and encodes 271 amino acids.